Messenger RNA from Quercus lobata, 1494 nucleotides. Its product is annotated as kinetochore-associated protein KNL-2 homolog. The coding region runs from base 57 to 1202 and encodes 381 amino acids. The transcript is spliced from 11 exons. The record is from RefSeq and is a predicted model, not a curated record. NCBI's taxonomy places the organism in Eukaryota, Viridiplantae, Streptophyta, Magnoliopsida, Fagales, Fagaceae.
GAGCUUCCUUCAUUUUUUCAUCUUCUCUAGCAGCACGCUGCUUGCGUUCUUCUCUCAUGGCUUCCACUGCUGGACUGGACCAAACCGACGACGCUUCAGCAUUAUCUUACUUCCAGAAAACAGUAUGUUUGCACGAUUGGUGGUUAGUUAAGUCCGAUAGAGAAUUCGAAGGGAAGCGACUAGCCGUUGCAGGCUCUACUGCCAGAGAGAAACAGGCAGUGCGACUGUUUUCCUCUGCGCCGAUAGUGAAAAGAUAUGAUUUUAGUACUAUGGAGACAGCUGAUGGAAUAUGCGUUGUUAUUAAAGGGUUCAUUAACAAGCCGCGCACUCAAGAGAACGGGUUUCCUUCCAUGGUUGGUAGUCAUUUUGUGUUGGGCUUUCCUACUGACUGGGAAGAAUAUGCUACAAAGUUCAUGGAAGGAGAUUCUACCAAUGGUAUUCAUUCAGGGACUAUUGCUGAUUCAGCCAUUGCAGGCACGGAAAAAUCUUGUCCAACUUCAGAACAAACUCCGAAUAAUCACGAGCAGGUCACUCACAGAGGCAGUCUGAAGAAUAGCCCAGGAUCUGGAUGUUCAAUGAAGCAUAAAAACAAAAUGUUGAGUCCCAAAACAAAGACAUUUGAAAACCCAGAUGGAGCAAAACUGAACAGUUCAUCGGGUGUCUCCAUUCAACCUGAGGGGAUAAUGGACAUAUCAGAUAAUGUUCCAGACCACUCCGUGGGCCAAAUAUUGGGAAGUUUGUCAGAGAAUGUAAGAGGCAAAGGGAAGGAUGAGAAAUGCACAGUCAGUGGGUUGAAAAGUGAAAGUAUUAAGAUGAAUUCUGUUCCGGUGGCCUCUGGUAACAUGAGCGAAAUCUUAAAAAAUCAUAAGUUUGAAUUUGAGGACAAUAGUAUCCCAAGUUCGUCUACUUAUGAAGGAAAAAGUGAUGAUGCUAAAGAAGGUGCUGACAGGAAGAAAACUAAGAGGAAUUUAAUCUUUGACCAAAAUGUAAGUUGUUCUCAGGAACUGAAAAAUGAAAAAUCUAUUGUUUCUCCAGAAUCCUUGAGUUAUGGACGAUCGAGAUCAGGGAGACUACUUCUACCCGCCAUGGAAUUCUGGCGCAAUCAAUUGCCGGUUUAUGAUGCGGAUCGUAAAAUCACUGGAAUUAUGACCGAGAAGGAUGUUAGAUCUGUGCCUCAGAAAGGGAAAAGGAAGUGUGGUUGACUUUAAGGGGCAGCUUUAGCGCUUGCUGUUGAAUUUAAUGGGACUUAAAAAGCAGGUUUUGAAAAUCACAUCUGAUGGAGCGAGAUGUAUAGGAGCGAGAUUCAAGCCAUGGACUUCCUUGGGUUUAUUUUGCAUUUUUUAAAUGCUAACCCUUAUUUGUUUUGUCAUGUGAUAGGGAUUUGAAACCGGAACUAGGAAUUGUAAUUUAACCAAAGCACCUAUUACAUGUUAACCCGUAAUUGUGAAUUUAUCUCCUAGCUGUCAUAUGUAUAAUAGUUCUAUUUUGCCAAUC